CGCUCUCCCGAAGCUCUUCGGGCAGUGUCCGGACCGCGUCGGAGGGGGCGAGACUCCGGCGUCCGCCUCUUCACCCCAAUAUCUCCCGGCCUGACUCACGAGUGCUGAGGCGAGGGAGGGGACGGCUGCUCCCGCACACGGCUCGCGCUCAGGGCACCGGAGACAAGAUGCCAGGCCCGGGGCCAGUGUCCAACUGGACCGAGUGCAACUCUUCCGCAGAGCCUCCCGCAGCGGCCUGGACCGAGGGUGGCGGCGGCGGAUCAGCAGGACAUUCUUAUUACCAGAAUUCCAAAGGUACUGAUAGAAUCAAAGAUGGACAAAGAGUGGACUCACACACAGCCAAACUGCAGGAGUUAUGGAAAACUCCUCCAAUUCAGACAAUUCACAUUCCAAAAUCAAUGAAGGAUGCAUCCUUUCUAAAGCAUCCGGACCUCACCACAGGCCAAAAGCGCUAUCUGUGCACCAUUGCUAAGAUCUGUAACGCCAACUACCUGAGAGCACUAAUGAAGAGACAGUACAUGCACGUGAUUCAGCGCAGCUCCCAGAAGCCAGGCGUCCUCACUCAUCACAGGAGUCGCCUUAGCUCACGUUACUCCCAGAAACAGCAUUACCCCUGCACCACUUGGCGACACCAGCUGGAGAGAGAGGACUCAGGGCCUUCCAACAUCACCGCUGCCUGCACCCCUGAAAUGAUCGUGCCGCAUUCCCUUUGGCGACCAGUGAGAAACAAAGAAGGGUUAAAAACUGGAUAUGCACCUAAAACAAGAUGUAAGUCGCUGAAGAUUUUUAGAAGACCAAGCAGACUGUUCAUGCAACCAGUUUCUACAAAAGAUUCUGAAUCAUACAUGAAUGAAGAAAAAAAGGAAGAAGACUUACUAAAUAAGUGUAUGCAAUCAAUGUCAAUUGAAGAACAGGGAGAACAUCUGAUGGUGACCUGACAUUCCUGCAUAUUGAUUUGAAACAUCAGUUUACAUGCAGAUAAUGUGCCAAAGGUCGGGGAAAGGGUUGUGAAGUGUGUCCUCUCUCUCUGUUUGGGAUAGUAUUAAGUCAUUAAGUAGUUCUGGUUUGUUCAGAAACUUUUACAGCAAUGUAAUUGGUUUGAUGUAGUUCACUGUGCCAAUGUAUUUGUGUAAUAAAAUCUACAUGUAAUACAUGCUUGUAUUUCUAACUAGAUACUAUUAAAAUUUUUCUUGCCACUAAACUUGAAUUAUUUUUCUUUAAGCCUACCAUGUAUUGUCCGCGGUGCCUGUGUUCAAGUAACCCUUAUUUUACUUAAUAAUGGCCCCAAAGCGCAAGAGCAGUGAUGCUGGUAGUUCGGAUAUGCCAAAGAGAAGCCUUCCAUUAUAUUAUUAGUUACUGCUAUCUUUUAUUGUGCCUAAUUUAUACAUUGAACUAUAUAUACUAAACUAUACAUAUAUAUAAAAAUAUAUAUAAACCAGAGUAUAUAAAGAGUUCAGUAUUAUCUGAGGUUUCAGGCGUCUACUGGGGGUCUUGGAAAGUAUCCCCUGUGGAUUAAGAGGGAGUACUAUAUUCUGUAUUUUUUUGAUUGGUCUGAGGAAAAUUCUACAUCCUGAUACAAAACAGCAUUCAACAGAGAUUAACACCCUGGCUUGCAAAGUAGGCACUCAAUACAUAUUUGUUGCUUGAAUACAAUUUUAAAAUGGAAAUACCAAUUUGUCCUAUUUUAUGAAAAUUGCUACACAAACACCUGGCCUCUCAAGCUAGAUUAAGUUGGGAGUAGUUCCACUGAUGAGAAAAUUCUAUCAUAUAUUCACUCGUGCUGCUCUGCUAAAGCGUUUUAAAAAAUACCUUGUUAAACCUUGAAAAAUUAAAAGCUACCGCUUAAACAAUCACUGCAGAUUUCAUGUGCAAAUAAGUAUAUUAUGUACAAAACAAAUAUUUAGAAAAUAAAAUCUGAAUUCAACAUUAUGACACAAAAUGUUUUAAGAGAUAAGAGAGCUCUGAAAU
Molecule: messenger RNA, 1968 nt
Organism: Loxodonta africana (African savanna elephant)
Lineage: Eukaryota; Metazoa; Chordata; Mammalia; Proboscidea; Elephantidae
Gene: FAM216A
Product: family with sequence similarity 216 member A
Exons: 7
Coding region: 168-938 (256 amino acids)
Source: RefSeq, a predicted model, not a curated record